AUGUCUUCUUUCAACAUCGUUGUCUUGGGUGGUGACCACUGUGGUCCUGAGGUUACCUCCGAGGCCAUCAAGGUCCUCCGUGUGAUCGAGAAGAACCGUGAUGUCACCUUCAACCUGCAGGACAAGCUGUUCGGUGGUGCCUCCAUUGACGACAACGGAUCUCCCCUGACCGAGGAUACCCUUGCGGCUGCUAAGAACGCCGACGCUGUGCUUCUGGGUGCCAUUGGCGGACCGAAAUGGGGCACUGGUGCUGUCCGUCCGGAGCAGGGUCUCCUGCGCCUCCGUAAGGAGAUGGGCACCUUCGGUAACCUGCGUCCCUGCAACUUCGCCGCUCCCUCGCUGGUCGAGAGCUCCCCUUUGAAGGCCGAGGUCUGCCGUGGUGUCGACUUCAACAUCAUCCGUGAGCUUACUGGUGGUAUCUACUUCGGUGAGCGCCAGGAGGACGACGGCUCCGGAUUCGCCAUGGACACCGAGCCCUACUCUCGCGCUGAGAUCGAGCGCAUCACCCGCCUGGCCGGUAACCUGGCCCUGCAGCACAACCCCCCUCUCCCCGUGUGGAGUCUGGACAAGGCCAAUGUUCUGGCUACUAGCCGUCUGUGGCGCAAGGUCGUCACUGAGAUCAUGGCCAAUGAGUUCCCUCAGGUCCAGAUCGGUCACCACCUGAUCGACUCCGCUGCCAUGCUCAUGGUCAAGGACCCCCGCAAGCUCAACGGUAUCGUUGUCACCAGCAACCUCUUCGGUGAUAUCAUCAGCGACGAGGCUAGUGUUAUCCCCGGCUCGCUGGGUCUCCUGCCCAGUGCCAGUCUGAGCGGUGUUCCUGACGGCAAGAGCCGUGUCAACGGUAUCUACGAGCCUAUCCACGGUUCCGCCCCCGACAUUGCCGGAAAGGGCAUCGUCAACCCCGUUGCUGCCAUCCUCUCCGUCGCCAUGAUGAUGCAGUACUCCUUCGGCAUGUUCGCCGAGGCUCGCAUUAUCGAGAAGGCUGUCAGCAACGUCAUCGAGGCUGGCACUCGCACUGGUGAUAUUGGCGGCAAGGCCACCACUGCCGAGGUCGGUGAUGCCGUCGUUGCUGAGCUUGAGAAGCUCCUCAAGUAA
Molecule: messenger RNA, 1095 nt
Organism: Penicillium cosmopolitanum
Lineage: Eukaryota; Fungi; Ascomycota; Eurotiomycetes; Eurotiales; Aspergillaceae
Gene: leu2A
Product: 3-isopropylmalate dehydrogenase LEU2
Exons: 6
Coding region: 1-1095 (364 amino acids)
Biological process (GO): L-leucine biosynthetic process
Cellular component (GO): cytosol
Molecular function (GO): magnesium ion binding; NAD binding; 3-isopropylmalate dehydrogenase activity
Source: RefSeq, a predicted model, not a curated record